Molecule: messenger RNA, 3864 nt
Organism: Danaus chrysippus (African queen)
Lineage: Eukaryota; Metazoa; Arthropoda; Insecta; Lepidoptera; Nymphalidae
Source: the annotation of a GenBank genome assembly
AUGACUUACGAAAUGUCUUUACGAUAUACAAUUUAUUUUAUAUUAAUAUUUUUAUUAAAAGUAUGUGAAGCGAAAAAUAAGAGUUAUCACAACUCUACCAUGGCGUACGUAAGAUUUGAAGAUCCCGAACGACCCUCACUCGCAUACCCGACUUCUUUGGGAUUUCUCUUUAUAUUUUCGACGUUGCUUACCGGUGUUGUGAUAAGGUCUAUAAUGCUGUGUACCGGUCUGUGCGUUCCCUAUAGGGUCAUCAUGUUCAGUAUCGGUGGUAUAAUUGGCUUCUGUGCAAAUAAAUACCCAAAUUUCAAGCCGUUCGUUCAAGUUUGUUAUAUGGACGUUGAUUUGCUGCUACUGUCUUACCUGCCGAUUAUGGUUUUUCAUACUUCCUACUCCGUGGAUUCACACUCGUUCUGGAGAAGUUUCCCCCAAAUUUUGCUGGUAGGUGUUCCUGGGGCGUUGUUGACGGCUCUCAUGGUGGCAUUCAUGGCGUAUUAUUUAAUAGAAUCUUCAUGGAAUUUUGCUACAGCCUUCCUUUUCGGAGUGAUUUCAUCUCCUAUUCAUCCUAUGGAGGUUGUUAAACAGUUGAAAGAGAUGUCUAAAGGCAAAUAUAUAAGCGUUCUUUUGUGUGGGGAAGGUUUGAUUGGUGAUGCAACAGCUAUCAUAGAAUUUACGGCGGUCUUUGGUUAUUUAUCGCUUGCUUUGACCUCAGCGUCACAUAUAUCCUUGAUGCUGCUAAGAUUUGCUGGUGGAGGCUUAUUACUUGGAAUCAUUAUGGGUAAAAUAACUGCUACGCUUCUAUCUCUUACGUAUUAUGACGUUCUUUGUGUGGUGACUGUGACCAUGGCUGGUGCUUAUCUGACUUAUUACAUCGGUGAAAAGUUUUUCUACGUGUCCGGCUUACUCGGGACAGUGAUCAAUGGAGUGCUGGUCAGUCAGAGUAAAUCUACAGUUGCGGGUGAGGUAGAGCAAGUCGUUGCACAUUUUUGGAACAUUCUAUCAUAUGUAGCCAAUAGUUUGGUGUUCACGAUUGUCGGGGUGGUUAUUUUUGAGAAAGUUAGUUAUGUGAUCAGUGUUAGACAAGUUGCUAUGAUAUUCGUUACAUAUACAACGGUUUACUUCGCGAGGUUAAUAGUGUAUACGUGUAUGACUCCUAUUUUGAGAAACAUAGGUUAUGGGAUAUCUUGGCAGCAUUCCUUGGCUUGUGUUUGGGGUGGGCUAAGAGGACCUUUAUCUUUGUGUCUGGCGUUGAUAGUACUUCAAACACCAGCUGUGGCUGAUGCUGGGGAAAUAUUUAUAAUUCAAACUGCGGGACUAGUAGUACUAUCUUUGAUGAUAAACGCGACGUCUAUGAAAAGGGUGUUAAAAAUCCUAGGCCUGGCUGAAAUAUCGUUGGCGAAGAAGGCAAAUAUGACGAACUGUGUAAAGAGGAUUAUGUUGACUAGAGAUAGAUGUAUAUCGAUGCUUAAGAUGGACAAGUUUUUGGCUGAUGCUAAUUGGGACUUAGUACAAGCAGGGACUACGAUAAAACAUCCGUACCAGAUUCAAAUGUCUCGUGAUGAUGAUAGUGAUGAUGAGACCUACAUGGGCUAUCACUACACAACAUGUCCUGACUGUGAACGGGAGAUACCUAAUGAACCGACCAAAAAAGAAUUUACUGAAAUGAUGAGAGAAGCAAAUCAACGAGUAUUAAAAGCAAUGAAGAUUUCUUACUGGCGUCAAUAUGAACAUGGGAAAAUAAGUAAAGACGGGGUGAGAACCCUCGUGCAGGCUGUGGAAGUAGCGGCUGAUGCUGAAGAUGGAAGGAUUAAUUUAGAUCAGUUGGGAAACUUGUGGAAACCAAAGGCCCAUGCAAUUUGGCUCCGUAAGAAGCUAGUGGACAUGAUGAUGCCUGAACCAGCCAAUGCUUUGGUUCCCCGUCAUCCGUGGAGACAGUGGUGCUACAAGGUCAUCUCCAACGUUUGGUUCGACGCGUGUAUAUACAUCAUGAUACUCUGUAACACGCCCGUCAUCUUGUGCGAGGUGAUGGUGAAGACUCCUGUCUCCAUGAAAGUGGUUUACACCAUAAAAUCCAUGAAUUUAUUUUUCUACUUCGUCUAUCUUUUGGAGAUGAUUGUCAAAAUGUUAGGACUCUCUGUGAAGGGUUACUUCAAGUCUCAUUGGAAUAAAUUGGAUUUCAUCAUUCUUGUGAUGGCUACUGGCGAUCUUAUUCUAGACAUAAUAGAUGCCCUUACGACUUGGAACAAGUGGAACAAUUUUAAUUCAAGUUUCUUAACAGCUACAAAGCUUUUAAGAAUGCUGCGUUUUCUAAGACUUUGCAAGUUGGCCAGAGUAUCCGUACCCAAAGUAAUGUCGUACAUAGAUCGAAUGAUUGAUUUGCAGCUAGCUUACGGCUACGAUGUUGGCAAAGGUUUUGUAACCGGUGAGCAAGAAGUAUGUAACCUCCUUCCACAAUUGGUCGACAAUCGUCAGAUACAGGAGACUUUGUACAAUAGACUUGAAGCAGAUAGAUUAGCGGUUACAAGACAACUAGGUUUACUACAGCGCGACAGACCCUGGACAGCCAUUACUGUGAAGACGAAGCAGGCGACCACCUCCACUUUAAAUAUAAUGUUGCUAGACGCGAUGCAACUCAAAGAAGAAGGUUUUCUAGAUGAAGUGGAGUAUCAGUUAUUAGUGAAUGCGAUACAAGAGAAAGUCCAGUUGUGUCGACACAAAGGAAGUUUAGUAGCGCCAUCAUUGCCAGAAACUCAACUGCGAGCCGUAUCCUGGCUUCAGGGAAACGAAAGGGUCGCUGAUUAUUUUCUAGAAAAUUCAGGGAUUAUUAAUUACAACAUCAACGACAUAUUAAUAACACGAGGUGACCAGCCGAAAGGCAUCUAUAUAUUAGUGUCUGGUCUCUGCGAAGCGAACUACAUCCCUCCGGAAGAUGACUUAGAUGAAGCCAUACCUAACUACGAAUAUAUAACCGAUUUGAAAUUCUCCGAACCAAGCAAGGAUUAUAUAGUAUCUGGGAACGCGAUUGGAAUUUUAGGGGCCCUCACUAACCGUCCGUACAACUACACCGUCCGUUGCGACUCGGCAGUCCAAGCCUACUACAUCACUAUGGCCACGGUCAAAGAAGCUUUUAAUCUGGCACCUCAUCCUAUUAUGGGUUUAGAAGCUGCCAUGUGGAGGGAGAUCGGUAUAAAGCUGACAAUGAUGAUAUUACCCACCGUGCCGGCCUACCACGGCUGGUCGGUCGAAAAAAUAAGUAUGAGGCUGGAGCACGCGUUCGUGCCUUGCUUGAAGGCUUUUAAGAUCUUCGUAGUGAAUGAGCUCAUGGAAGACGUCAUCUUAUUGGAUGGAGUCUGUCAGGAUAUGUCCACACGGGAAGUGUUCCAGCCACCCAGUUAUAUACCCAGGACUGCCCAUCGAUUGAUAUUUCCGAAGUCAUCCCAACUGAUAGUGAGCGGCUCCUGUCCAGAAACGAAGCUCCUGAUAGUUCCCGCUAAGGAUAUAGACGAGUUGGAUAUUAUGGAAGACGAAAUAGACGACCUACAGUGUGAACUGGUUUCAAAUGUAUCAUCUCGUUGUUUGUACCAUAAAGUUGUCCACAAGUUGUCCAGCGAGUCUCGUGGUAAAAGCGCGCUUCGAGCGAGGGCCAAGAGACGCAGAAGAAGGGUCAAUUAUAAGGAAAGCGUUUGGGGGAACAAGAUGUCCAGCGCUACGGUAGCCGCUCCGUCAUUGACUCACAGUGAGAGAGAGAUUAACUCCAAGUACUACAAGCCGAGUUUGGUCGAUGUGAAUUUAACGUCAGAUACAAUGGUUCCCCGCGCAUCGCUCAGAGACCAUCUCUACAUGCACAGAUGUCAGAAGAAGAGGUAA